Messenger RNA from Botrytis deweyae, 2279 nucleotides. RefSeq lists its product as uncharacterized. The transcript is spliced from 5 exons. Gene Ontology annotation, cellular component: fungal-type vacuole. Gene Ontology annotation, molecular function: starch binding; glucan 1,4-alpha-glucosidase activity. The record is from RefSeq and is a predicted model, not a curated record. NCBI's taxonomy places the organism in Eukaryota, Fungi, Ascomycota, Leotiomycetes, Helotiales, Sclerotiniaceae. Bases 47 to 2077 code for a protein of 676 amino acids. Gene Ontology annotation, biological process: polysaccharide catabolic process.
UGACUUAGGUCUAGACGGAGAGUUCUUCUCACCAACAUAAAUAGCAAUGGCUUCUUCAUUGUUUUCCUCCCUCACCUCUCUCAACUCCAUCAGCACUUUCAACAGCACUCUGGUCCUCCAAGCUGUUCAACCCAUUAUGCAUACAUUCGCUCCCCUCCUUUUGGUUGGCAGUCUUGCCCUCCAAACUAUUUAUGCCUUGCCUGGCCCCAGUAAAGUUGAGCAACGCGCCGAAAUCCUAAAACGCUCGGUGGAUUCUUUCAUUGCCACCGAAAGUCCUAUUGCUUUCAGAAAUCUUUUAUGUAAUAUCGGCUCAGAUGGAGCUUGUGCUUCAGGGGCAGCUUCGGGGAUUGUGAUUGCUUCGCCUGACAAAGUGAAUCCAGAUUAUUUUUAUACUUGGACUCGAGACUCCGCAUUGGUCUUCAAAGCCCUCGUUGAUACAUUUAUCAGUAGCAGUUAUUCUGCAUCACUUCAACAAGAGAUUGAAAAUUAUAUCAGCUCCCAAGCUGGUCUCCAAACCGUAUCAAACCCUUCAGGAGGAUUAUCAUCCGGUGGUCUGGGCGAGCCCAAGUUCAACGCGGACAAAUCGGCAUUCACAGGGUCUUGGGGAAGACCUCAACGAGAUGGACCCGCUUUACGUGCUACUGCUAUGAUUACCUAUUCAAAAUGGUUGAUUGCCAAUGGAUAUACCUCCACUGUGCAAAACAUUGUUUGGCCAAUUAUCAGAAAUGAUCUGUCUUAUGUUACUCAAUAUUGGAACCAAACUGGCUUCGAUCUCUGGGAAGAAGUUCAAGGAUCAAGUUUCUUCACUGUCGCUGCUCAACAUCGUGCCCUUGUUGAAGGUAGUGCAUUGGCCGCCCAAAUUGGUCAAAGCUGUACCUAUUGUGAUUCUCAAGCCCCACAAGUUCUUUGCUUCCUCCAAAGCUUUUGGAGUUCAUCUUCGGGAUACAUCAUUUCCAACAUCAACCAAAACAGCGGAAGAAACGGAAAGGAUGCAAAUAGUAUCUUGAGUUCUAUUCAGACUUUUGAUCCUACUGCUGCAUGUGAUGCCACCACAUUUCAACCAUGCUCAGACCGUGCUUUAUCAAAUCACAAAGUCGUGACUGAUUCUUUCAGAUCUAUCUACAGCAUUAAUUCUGGAAUUGCCGAAGGUGUUGCCGUUUCUGUUGGACGUUACCCAGAAGAUUCUUACUAUGGUGGCAAUCCCUGGUAUCUCAAUACUCUUGCGGCUGCCGAACAACUAUAUGAUGCAUUGUACACGUGGAAUAGAAUUGGCUCCAUCACAGUAACUGCUACUUCCCUCGCAUUCUUCAAGGAUUUCAGCUCUUCCAUCACAGCCGGAACAUACGCAUCCUCCACAUCAACCUACACCACUCUCUACAACGCCAUCAAGACCUACGCUGAUGGCUACGUCAACAUCGUCGCAACCCACGCGCAAGCAAACGGGUCCCUCUCAGAACAAUUCAACAAAGCCGGCGGCGCCCCUCUUUCAGCUUACGACCUCACCUGGUCCUACGCAGCCUUCCUCACCGCCGCCGCCCGUCGCGCAGGCGUCGUCCCAUACUCAUGGGGUGAACCAUCCGCCUCCAGCGUCCCAGGAACUUGCUCUGCUACCUCGGCCAUCGGAACCUAUUCCACUGCAACUGCCACUUCUUGGCCCGCAUCGCAAACCCCCAACGGCGGAGGAAGUACUCCCACAACCAGUACAUCCGCCACCACCAAGACAACUUCCACCUCGACCACCACUUCUUCAUGCGCAACAGCCACUUCGGUAGCUGUCACUUUCAAUGAAUUGGUCACUACCUCCUUUGGCCAAACGAUUAAAAUCUCAGGUUCCAUCUCCCAAUUGGGAACUUGGACACCGGCUUCAGCGAUUGCGUUGAGCGCCGCAAAGUAUACGGCUAGCAAUCCGCUGUGGACCGUAACGGUCAAUCUACCAGCCGGCACGACGGUGUCGUACAAGUUCAUCAAUGUGGCGAGUGAUGGGACAGUUACUUGGGAGGCGGAUCCAAAUAGGAGUUAUACGGUUCCGAAAGGUUGUGCUACGACUGCUACUGUUAGUGGGAGCUGGCAGGCGUGAGAGGAUCUCUCAGAUUCCGUAAAGAGAUGAUAGGGAGAUGGUGGUAGUGGGAAAGUUUGAGACAAUGAGAUCCAGGAGUGGAGCUUUAUGAUUGUAUGAAUUAAUUGGUUAUGGUACAUGAAAUUGAUCAGUAUCAUUGCAUCAUUGCAGUCUUAUCGAACCCUAACAGCGUGUGUACAUGCAUGUGUGUGCGCGUGUGUUU